CCAACGCACUGUUGGAUUGUCGCGAAUUUCUCCAAAAUCUCGGUUGCGAUUGUUGCUGUUUGCCACAGCAACGAAGUUAAUUUACCGAGUUGUUUGUGUUCCUCGGGCUUUAUCCACUUUCGGAGCCACUUUCCCGUCAAGGUUUUUGUGCAUUAGGGUGUUGUCUGGAACCAUUGUUUGUUGUGUUUUGGGCAUUGGGUUCUUCCAAUUGCACAGUGCCGGGGUUUAUGUUGAGGAAUUCGGGGAGGAGCCCAAUUUUCCCCUCGAGCUCUGGACGUGAUUUGGGCUUGUGAGUGGGGGAAUCGAGGAGCUGGGGAGCAAUGCAGGGGCUUCGGCUGGGAAGUGCUGCUUGCUCCGCUGGAAUUGUGCAACGUCAGAUUCUCAGCAAUGGCGGUCAGAAUGCUGUGAGGCUGGGUUGCAAGAAUGUUGUCUUUGGCCUCCCUAGUUGGGAUUUGGGAUUGCAGCCAACUCGUGCUGUCUCUCUGCUGGAUGGCGGUUCUACUGGAGGCAGAGUUAAGGCCAGAGCGACUGGCCGUGUCGCCCCAGCCGCUAAUGCAAGCAACACGAUGGAGUUGAUUACCGCAGACGAGAAAGAUGAGUUGGAGCUGCUUGAACCGGAUUUCUACAGAAUUGGAUAUGUCCGUCAUGUGCGCGCCUAUGGCAUUGAGUUCAGAGAAGGACCAGAUGGAAUUGGCGUUUAUUCAGCGAAAGACCUUCCUUACCUUGAGAAGCCACGAGUCAUUCUAGAAGUCCCUAUGGAGAUUAUGGUGACAUGUAGGAAAGAUCUGCCUUGGAUGUUCUUUCCCGACAUCGUACCAAUGGGUCAUCCAAUUUUCGAAAUUAUCAACUCCACUGACCCAGAGAAGGAUUGGGAUGUACGCAUGGCUUGCUUGCUUUUAUUGGCACUAGACACUCCAGACAACUUUUGGCAAUUGUAUGGUGACUACCUGCCUAGCGUUGAUGAUAGCAGUAGUCUGCUUUUGGCUUCGGAGGAAGAGUUGCUGGAACUUCAAGAUUCUGAACUAGCUCAGCGAAUUAGAGACUUGCAACAGCGAGCAGAAACUACUUGGGAAAAGCAUUGGCCAGCAGAUUCUAUAUUGAAGUUGAAGAGAUUGUCUCGUGAGCCUGGGCGCUUUCGAUGGGCACUUGCAACAGCUAUGUCUCGUAGCUUCACAAUGCCUAUGAAUGUAGGAACCAUUGUUCAAGACGCUAACAUGCUCAUCCCUUAUGCUGAUAUGUUCAAUCACUCAGUCCAGCCAACAUGUUCUUAUCGAUUUCGGAAGAAGGAUCGCAUGCUGGAAGUGAUUAUCAAUGCUGGUCAGGAAAUCAAGCAAGGAGAUGAGAUGACGUUCAACUAUUUGGAGCAGGGCACAAAUACGACAUUUAUGGAACGAUAUGGGUUCUCCACCGCCGCGAAUCCUUGGGAUACUCUGAGGUUUUCAGGCAAUUCGAAAAUACAUUUAGAUUCGUUCUUGUCUGCUUUCCAAAUUGCUGGAAUGAAGGAUGAGUACUACUAUAAUGAAACUGCUUCCGAGGAGGUAGACCCAUUUAUUGAUGGUACAAUCGUCGCAGCAGCUCGCACACUACCAACCUGGGAAGAAAAGGACUUACCUUAUAUUCCCAGCACAGAAAUACGGUCUGCAUGUGAAUUACAACACGAGUGCCAGCAGCUGCUUGAUGACUUCCCCACCACUUUAGAAGAUGACACACGAUUGCUCAAUGAGCAAGCAGAUGUGAGAAGCCCAAGGUGGAAGGCUGCUAUUAAGUACAGGAUAGAUCGAAAGUCUUUCAUCAAGAAAAUCAUACAAGCUCUAGAUGUGUACAUGGAGAGGAUACUGUAUUAGAUGUUUUUGUUUUAAUUCAUAUUAUCCAUUUUAGGUGACACUUUCCAUUGGUUACCAUUACUUCCAGUCUCCGUUACGCUGGCUGAUUGUCUAUAUGUUGAAGGCGUGAAUUGAGGCAUCGGGUGAGCACCCAAUUAACAUGUUAAGAGUGUAUUGCUGCACCCAGUUACCGGUUCUCAAUGGGGUUUUAAGUCUCUGAUUCUAUAGCUUGUCAGUGUGUACUCCAGAUCUUACAAGUUUAACCAUACAAUGUCGGUUUAACAUAAUAGAGACCUGAGUGUGGACUUGACACUCUCGGAUUAAAACAA
Messenger RNA from Physcomitrium patens, 2152 nucleotides. Its product is annotated as protein PLASTID TRANSCRIPTIONALLY ACTIVE 14. The record is from RefSeq and is a predicted model, not a curated record. Gene Ontology annotation, molecular function: protein-lysine N-methyltransferase activity; protein binding. Lineage: Eukaryota; Viridiplantae; Streptophyta; Bryopsida; Funariales; Funariaceae. Gene Ontology annotation, biological process: thylakoid membrane organization; peptidyl-lysine monomethylation; chloroplast organization. Gene Ontology annotation, cellular component: plastid-encoded plastid RNA polymerase complex; chloroplast thylakoid.